Messenger RNA from Lacerta agilis (Sand lizard), 996 nucleotides. Its product is annotated as olfactory receptor 2D3-like. Gene Ontology annotation, molecular function: olfactory receptor activity; G protein-coupled receptor activity. The transcript has a single exon. Gene Ontology annotation, cellular component: membrane. Gene Ontology annotation, biological process: G protein-coupled receptor signaling pathway. The record is from RefSeq and is a predicted model, not a curated record. Lineage: Eukaryota; Metazoa; Chordata; Lepidosauria; Squamata; Lacertidae. Bases 25 to 981 code for a protein of 318 amino acids.
UUUCUUUGCAGGGAAGAGGUUAGGAUGGGGGACGAGAACUUUACUUCAAUCAAAUAUUUUGUAUUGGUGGGACUGUCAAAUGACCGAAGGACACAGAUUCUACUCUUUGUGGUGGUCUUCAUCAUCUACUCCCUCACCAUUAUGGGGAACCUGGUGAUCAUCAUCCUUGUCCGACUUGACUCUUCCCUCCACACACCCAUGUAUUUCUUCCUGACAAACCUGUCAAGCCUGGAGAUCUGCUUUGUCACCAGUACUUUGCCCCAGAUGCUGGCUCACCUCCUGUCUGGAAACGGAGUCAUUUCUUUCGCCCACUGCACUCUCCAGAUGUAUAUUUCGUUGUCCCUAGGUGGUACCGAAUGCCUUCUUCUCAGUGCCAUGGCCUAUGACCGCUACUUGGCUAUCUGCCACCCUCUAUUAUAUGCUAGUAUCAUGAGCUGCGGACGCCAAGUCCUGCUUACUUCACUCUGUUGGGCAGGUGGCUUCCUCCUAGGUUCUAUAAAUGCAGGUAGCACCGUUCGCCUCCCCUUCUGCGGCCCCAACCGCAUCAACCACUUCUUUUGUGAGCUCCCGGUAGUGCUGAAGCUUUCAUGCGCCGACACUCACCUCACAGAGGCUUUCAUAUUUGUGGCAUCCGUACUAUUGCUUAUAAUUCCUCUGACAAUUAUCCUUAUAUCCUAUGGGCUUGUUCUCUCCUCAGUAUUGCAAAUGAGAUCAACCACUGGACUGCGCAAGGCCUUCUCCACAUGUGGUUCCCACCUGAUCGUGGUCACCUUGUUCUAUAGCACCGUCAUCUCUAUGUACAUGAUUCCACGGUCGGGUUCAACUUCUGAUCGUGACAAGAAAAUUGCUGUCUUUUACAUCGUGGUCACCCCUUUGCUCAACCCUAUCAUUUAUACUCUGCGGAACAAGGAUAUCCACGGUGCAGCAGCCAAGGCGCUGAGAAGACUGGCCAUUUUGCAAGAGUUGAGAGUUGCCUACUAGUAUGAAUAAUAUGCA